AUGUCUUAUGAUGUCAAGAAGAAAGGGGCACAGUUUGAUUUCAGUGGGAGUUUACAUCAUGUGAGGAAUGAAUGUGGCAAGAAGUCUGGGCAGAUUGAUGUACAAUGUAAUGUUCAGAUGGGUGUUGAGUCACCAAGACAGGUUUUGAGGAACAAUUAUGGUUACCGUCAUUCAGGGCCAAUAGAAAGAGCCAUGGUGGAGAAGAAGGGCAUGAGCAUUAGGCCUCAAGGGAUGUCGCAGAGGGGUGAGGUAGGGUUGUUUAGGUCGGGGGAUUUUGAUGUUGCAUGUGGAAUGGGGCCGGGGAGGCUAUUUAUGGAGUGCCUUAAUUUGAGCAGUUCUGCUUCAAAAGUGGAUGAUGAUGAUGAUGUUGGCUAUGAUGACCGAAGUAGUCAAAUUUCAGGGUGUUGUAGUGUUGCAAGUUGUGGGAAGAGAGAGCACCCAAAUUAUUCAGGUUGCUUUAAUCGCUCCCAAAUUGGUGUUCCUUUCAGUGGAGAGCAAGGACAGUUUAAGGGUAGCAUAACAAACAGUGCAAAAUUUGGCUCCAAAAGUAGAUUAAUGGUAUAUGCCCCUCCUAGCACUGUUGGAGGCUCUGCUUUAGCCUUGCAUUAUGCGAAUGUCAUAAUAGUUAUUGAGAAGCUGCUUCGCUACCCUCAUUUGGUUGGUGAGGAAGCUAGAGAUGAUCUGUAUCAGAUGUUGCCUACGAGCUUAAGACAAACUUUGAAGGCUAAUCUGAAGUGUUAUGUGAAAGACCUGGCAAUCUAUGAUGCUCCUCUGGCCCAUGAUUGGAAAGAGAAGCUUGAUGAGAUAUUGAGGUGGCUUAGCCCAUUGGCACAUAACAUGAUCAGAUGGCAAAGUGAGCGCAAUUUUGAACAGCAACAAAUCGUGAGGCGCACAAAUGUUCUCCUGCUCCAGACCUUGUAUUUUGCUGAUAGGGCAAAAACAGAGGCCGCUAUUUGUGACCUUCUGGUUGGGUUGAAUUAUAUAUGUCGUUAUGAGCACCAGCAAAAUGCUUUAUUGGAUUGUGCAAGCAGUUUCGAUUUUGAUGACUGCAUGGAGUGGCAACUGCAGUAUUCAACUUCUUAUCAUUCUUGA
Messenger RNA from Ilex paraguariensis (yerba mate), 1092 nucleotides. The record is from the annotation of a GenBank genome assembly. Lineage: Eukaryota; Viridiplantae; Streptophyta; Magnoliopsida; Aquifoliales; Aquifoliaceae.